Messenger RNA from Oryza brachyantha (malo sina), 1840 nucleotides. RefSeq lists its product as uncharacterized. NCBI's taxonomy places the organism in Eukaryota, Viridiplantae, Streptophyta, Magnoliopsida, Poales, Poaceae. The record is from RefSeq and is a predicted model, not a curated record. Bases 255 to 1544 code for a protein of 429 amino acids. The transcript has 6 exons.
UGGCCCCCUGCAGUAGCGACGGGAGGCGGAGAGGCAGCAGAGGAGAAGCAACAACAGCAGAGUGGAGAGAGUGCGGUCACUCUUGCGUUGCGCUUGCGCCUGUUCCUCCUCUCCUCGCUUCUUCAGAUCCAAACCCUCCUCUUCUAAAAAAAAAAAAAAAGAGGAAAGGCCACCAAAACCCUAACCCUAAGCAUCCCAAUCCCCGAAUCCCCUGAAAACCCUAGCCCGAUCCCCCCCCCUCCGCCGCCGCCGCCAUGGCGGGGUCCUCCGGCGGCGCCACCUCAUCCUCCUCCCGUAGCAGCGUGGAGCGGUUCUACCUGCCGCCCCAUUCCCGCCGCCAGCAGCAGCAGCAGCAGCAGCAACAACAGCAGCAGCAGCGGCGGCUGCGGAGCCCCACCUCCCCUUCCCUGUCCCCGUCGCCGUCCCCGCGGUCGGCGAGGCACAAGGCUGCCGCCCCGCCGGCUCCGGUGGCCGCGGGCGUGCUGGCGGAUGGGGAUAGUCGUGUGGAUUCGGAUGACUCCUCGUCGACGUCGUCGAAGCCUUCCGUGGCAUCCACGGCCACUGCCACGACUGUGAAUGACGUGAAUGUGGCGGCUGUGGAGGAGGGUGGGAAUUUGGAGAGGUUUCUUACCUCCACCACUCCCUCCGUUCCCUUCCAAUACCUGCCUAAGACGAGCUUGAAAAUGUGGAGGACUGGUGAUUCUACAAAUGCAUCACCAUACUUCUGCCUUGAAGAUCUCUGGGAAUUUUUCAGAGAGUGGAGUGCUUUUGGAGCUGGUGUUCCCCUGUUGUUAAAUGGCAGCGACUCUGUAACACAGUAUUAUGUGCCAUAUCUUUCUGCUAUCCAGCUGUAUGCAGAUCCAUCAAGAUCUGCUUCAAGAACCAGGCGCCUUGGGGAUGAAAGUGAUGGGGAAUACCUGGAUGCUAGCAGUGAGAGUAGCAGUGAAACUGAUGUUGACCGAUUAAAAAUCUCAUCCGUGGAAGCUACACAUGGGAUGGCAAAUGGUAACUUGCAAACUGAUGAUGCUGAUGGCUAUACACCUGCAAGUUCUCCAAUAUUUCAGUAUUUGGAGAGGGAUCCCCCAUUUUGUAGAGAACCUCUGACAGAGAAAGUAUCAAUUCUUGCUAGUAGAUUUCCAGCUCUGAAGGCAUUCAAAAGCUGUGAUCUGCUGCCAUCCAGUUGGAUGUCUGUUGCAUGGUACCCCAUAUAUAGAAUUCCAACAGGACCGACGUUGGAAGACCUUGAUGCCUGUUUCUUGACAUUCCAUUGCCUAGCCACACCUUCUAAGGAUAGUGAUUCCAUUACACCUGCUUGCCCUGGUUUUGGUGGCAUCAGUCGCCGUGCCAAUGCUACCGGCAAACUAUCGUUGCCUGCCUUUGGGCUGGCAUCUUACAAACUUCGCAGCUCCAUCUGGGCAUCCGAUGGGACUCAAGGACAGCGCCACACCUCGCUGAUGGAGGAGGCUGGCAACUGGCUCAGCUGCGUACAAGUAGAGCAUCCGGAUUUCCGAUUUUUUGUCUCCCGUUCUGGUACGUGGAGAUAGACUGUAAAUGUUUGUUAGCAAAACAUUGCCGCCUGAAUUUCAGCCGCCUUGAGGCUUGAGAACAUCUGCCUGUGGCACAUAGAGUAUGAUGAUAUGUAUGCCCUCUUUGUGGCGAGGGUUGUAUCAGCCUACAUGCUAGCUUUUUCCUGUCUCCAAUAAGUCCUCUGGUCUAGCGGUGUAGGUGUAACCCUCUGUGGGUGAGUAAAGAUGGAAAGCAAAAUUGGAGACUUGUAGAACUUAAAAGAAGAGAAAAGAGCAAAAAAAGAAUAUAGAAUUCUUUGGUUAGAAUCAGACAA